This is a messenger RNA of Meloidogyne enterolobii, 654 nucleotides long. The record is from the annotation of a GenBank genome assembly. Lineage: Eukaryota; Metazoa; Nematoda; Chromadorea; Rhabditida; Meloidogynidae.
AUGUGCUGUUUCUCUUCCAAGCAAAAAACUCUUAAUUGGGCCUUGGUGAGUUGCUUAGACUCUUUAUUGAGAUUAAAAAAAUUUUUUUUCUUUUCCAGUAUUGCAGCCUUUAGCGGGAAAAACUCUUAUAAGAAUUCACAAUUCAUUCCGAUCACUUUGCAUAAUAAUUCAAAGCAUGAAUGGAUUGUCUUUAAAGUGCAACAUUAUGAACCAAGAGAUCCUUUUCUGUCACAAGAACAACUUGCAAAAUUUGAAAAGGCCUGUGUUCCUUUAAUGGCUUCUCCUAAUGUUGGAUUAAUUGGGCCCGGACAGGAAGCGGUGUUCAAACUUAUUCUGCCGGGACGGAAUAUUUGGCCUGUUAGUCGAGAAGCAACUAUCGGCAAAAUGAGCUACUUUCGUAUUUUACAAAUGCAAGUAACUGAUCCGUGGGAGGUAUUAAGUGCGUUUAGCGGUAAUAAUACUUCGCUAACAAGAGGAAUUAAACAACUCUUUGAUGCAUUAAAUACUGCUAGAAGCUGUGAGGAUGCUUUGGAGAGGAUUUAUUCUUGCGAUGUUCCUAUUUUCCUUCCACUGUGCCCUAUAAUUCUGUCUGAAACCAAUUUGAACGCGGGAGCGAAAGAUAAAGUUAAGAAAGAUGAACAAAACAAAGUUUAA